Fusarium tjaetaba is the source of this 420-nucleotide messenger RNA. RefSeq lists its product as uncharacterized. Lineage: Eukaryota; Fungi; Ascomycota; Sordariomycetes; Hypocreales; Nectriaceae. The record is from RefSeq and is a predicted model, not a curated record. Bases 1 to 420 code for a protein of 139 amino acids. The transcript is spliced from 4 exons.
AUGGUCAACUUUAUCACCUCUUUCGCUAUCAUCCUCACCGCUGCUUCUUCAUCCCUUGCUGCUCCUCAACCUCUUGAAGCUCGUGAUGAUACCAGCUGCAUGGACAACCUCCCAGGAAACACCUUGGCCAACGUCAACGAAGCAGUUGAAUGUAUCAACUACCUCGCCAGCCUCGGUGACCAAGCUUGUGUAGCUGGUGUCUCCGGCCAGUCCUUCUGCAGACGUGGAAACACUCAGAUCACUGGUCUCGCCGUUGGACUUAACAGCGACCAAACUUCUUCUUCACCUUGCCGUGAUGUUGCUCGAGGUGCUGGUCUUGUCAUGGACCGUUGCACACGAGCUGAUGGAAAGGUUCGGGGACAGAACCCUGCUUGGGGCAAUGGACACCUCAUGGUCGACAUCCGCAAUGUUCCUCAGUAA